Messenger RNA from Phytomonas sp. EM1, 2313 nucleotides. Lineage: Eukaryota; Euglenozoa; Kinetoplastea; Trypanosomatida; Trypanosomatidae. The record is from the annotation of a GenBank genome assembly.
UUGUUAUUUCCUGCAACAUAUACUUAGGCAGGAAAGUUUGUGUAAAUUUUAAGAAUUGAUGAACUCCCCGAUUGUAGUUGUUGGAGACUCUAUUAUAGGGGGUAGGAACGGUGGGAAGUUUCAAAGCUCAUCUGAUGAAGUCUAUCUUCGUGGAUUCAACACAGUCAGUGGCAGAAACCCAACCGACGCGGCGCUUACGUCUCAGGGUACCGGUGAAAUCAUUGCAGCGGUAAGUGGACGCGUUGAGAUCAUAGAGAGAGUUAUAUCAGUUAAAGGAAGACAAUCUCGCUACCUUGCAGAGAUUGGAGAUGUUGUGAUUGGAAGGAUUACUGAAAUUUCUGGAAACAAAUGGCUUGUAGAUCUUAAUGCUACGCAUGAUGGAGUUAUGCUCCUGUCCAAUGUUGCAGAGCCCGGAGGUAUACUGAGGCGUAGAGGUCGUAGCGAUGAGCUCAGUAUGCAUCAACUUUUUGACCAGAAUGACCUUGUGGUGGCCGAGGUCCAACGCAUAUCACCAGAUGGAGUGAUAUUUGUUCAUACGCGUGCUACAGAAAAAUAUGGUAAACUGACAUCCCUUGGUCACUUAGUUUGCGUGCCUCCCUUUUACAUAAGGCGUGCCAAGCACCAAUUUUUUGAUCUUCCUGAAUACAAUACUCAGCUUAUUGUCGGAAUGAAUGGUAACAUAUGGGUUACUCAGAUGACGAAACAUGUGGUUGAUAAUAGCUCAGAAAAUCGCAUUCAAGAUGAUGUAGAUGUUCGGCGCAAUGUUGCACGCGUAGCCAACUGCGUAAAAGUCCUUGGUAUAUCGGGUAUUAAAAUUUAUUUUAAAACAGUGGAAGGUAUCGUGAAUAGAUCUAAAGAGUUGGGUUUUAACCCGUACGAUGUACUACUCCCUAAAAAUCGCGAAGCACUGAUUUCUGAAGUUAAUGAUGUCUUAGGAACUAAGCGUAUCAGAACAUAAGGAAUAAUAUGCAUAUUUAGGGUAAAAUAUGUCAAAACAUAAUACUUCCUAAUGGAACUUCAACACAUUAAUUAAGAAUGCAUUAUUUAAGAUUAAUAAUUACUAUCUAAAAAGCUGAAAAAAUGUACGCUGCUUUCCGAACUUCGUAUAGAUGAUAAGAAUUCAUAAUUUAGUAAUUCUUUACUAUCUUCUCUCACCUUUCAUUUCAUAUUUGUUAUGCAUUUAUUUGAAAAAGAUGAUGUGAUAAAAUAAUUCAUUCAUAAUUGCAGUAAUACUUCAAAAUGAACACAUCUCAUAUAAAGUUCUAUACACAGCAAUAUUUGCCAAUGUGAUUUUGGUAUCCUAAGUUCAACCUUCAAGCAUUAUAAGGAGAAAGUAUUUUCUUUUUCUAUUAUAGUAAGGUAAAAUAUUAAGCUAAUUGCAGCAUGGGACAAUGAUUCUAUUUUCACUUUAUUUGAGAUGGGGCUUACAUAUCACGAACGCUUUUGAGUUACUACCUCAAUGAGAAAAAUGCAAUGAUGACAAUAUUUAGUCUGAUAAUAUGAGCCUCAAUCCAGCGCUUAUUACUAAAGCUACAAUUGAUCUAUCGUGAUCAUUUUCGUUUUAUUUGAAAUAUACAAAAGAGGUGAAUAUAAAAGUGUUAAGUCUUACCUUCGAUGUUCCACAUUAAAGAUAGGCUUAAUGCUGUACGCUGUUAUGUGUCUAUGCUCAAUCUUAUAGAACCUCAAAUAGUAGUCCAUCGGAAGGGUCGUUCAAAGUCAUUCUAUAUGGAAAUUGGAGAUUAUGGGAAGUGAUCUCUUUCUCUAUAUUUGCUUGAAUCAGUCAAAUUCAUCAAAUCCCCCGAUCAAGCUUUUCCAUUUCACUUAUGAAAUGCUACAACGAAUGCUGGAAUUGAAUCACUAGAAGAUAACAAUUCUGACCUUGGAUAUGUUUAACAAAUCAAAGCUGAAGAGAUCCAAGACAAAAAUAUGUUAAAGUGGAAAGUAGGCCUUGUUCACCUUCGCUGCUUUGUACCUUUUCAUGAUAUACAGUUUUAGGAGGAUAACUAUUUGGUGUUACUUUAAAGAACUAUAUAGACAUUUGAUCGCAUACACAUAUUAGCAACUAAUUAGCAAUAUGCAUCGAGUUUCUACUAUUUGCAUGAACUUGGAUUCAGAAAAAUUGAGAAAGUAUUCAGUGAUCAUGGAACAUACUGUUCAUCAGCUUAACUGUGGAAGAGACAACUAGAAAAUAUAAGUGGUUGUCUCAGAGCACACUUAACAACAAAUGUACUAGGAUUAACGGUCAGAAACGUGUAGUAGUUUCUUAUCCUUACCAAAUAUGAGGAAAUCGGUUCAAACUAAAAUGUUCCAAAA